Messenger RNA from Photinus pyralis (common eastern firefly), 4686 nucleotides. Its product is annotated as probable multidrug resistance-associated protein lethal(2)03659. Gene Ontology annotation, biological process: transmembrane transport. Gene Ontology annotation, cellular component: membrane. The coding region runs from base 692 to 4612 and encodes 1306 amino acids. Lineage: Eukaryota; Metazoa; Arthropoda; Insecta; Coleoptera; Lampyridae. The record is from RefSeq and is a predicted model, not a curated record. The transcript is spliced from 11 exons. Gene Ontology annotation, molecular function: ATP hydrolysis activity; ATP binding; ABC-type transporter activity.
GUGUUUUUUAAAUGUGUCGGUUUGUUUUAAUAUGUUAUACAUUUUGUAAUUUUAGUAUUUGUGCUAAGUUUAUUGUUUGUAUGUAUUAGGGACAUGGUGUUGCCACCUACUAUAAGGUAAAGCAACAACGAAUAAAUAAAUGAAAUGAAAUGGAACAGUUCCAUUUCUUCGGAAGUUGGAGGAUAAUAUGUUUCUGGCAAGACAAUGCUCUUCUCCGCACUGCAUUGCAUACUAUCCUCGAGAAUGUCAAUGCCCGCCCAAUGGCCAAUCAUAUCUACUGACAAUUCGGCUGUUUAACAUGUGCGUGGGACAUUAAGAAUAAAAGAUUGAAGAAUCUGUGAAUCUUCCACAUAGGCUGGGACAACUCCACCACCAAUUGCAGGUUGAUUGUGGGUUAUGCGAUAAUACUUCAAGACGAAUUCGGUUACUUGCUGGAAUCGUUGAUACGAAAACUUAGAGGGAGAGACAACACAUUUGUUUUUCCGUUUGAAAUUUAACUAUUCGACCUAUACGUUGGCCAAAGAUUCCAAAACCUUCUUGGUGUUAUAAUUUCUUAUUCAAACGCAAUUAAAUUUUAUUAUUAUUUGUCAUUGUAACUUGUAAGUAAUGGUCAUCAUUCUAGCCGAGUCACGUAAGCAUAUAUGUAUAAGUCUAUCUAUGAUUCAAAAUCUGGAGAUAAUAAUGCCCUCGAAUGGAAUGGCAAUGUAAAGGUUUAUUUAGUAUUUUAAUUAAUAUUGAUUGGUUAAAUGGUACCUAUAAAUUAGAAGGCAACCUUCUUUACGAAACGCAUUUCAGUGUAGAAUGCAGCUGGCUACAAAUUAUUGAUUGGAAAAUGGAAGUCAAUUGUGAAACUAACAAUACUCCUCAUCCCAGAGAAAAUGCCAAUCUACUCUCACGCUUCACAUUUUCGUAUAUUUUGCCAUUAUUUAUGUAUGGAUACCGCAAAAAUAUCACCCAAGAAGACGUUUUCCAGCCGCAUUCUGAAUUAAGGUCCUCGAAUUUGGGAAACAACGCAAUAGAUCUGUGGCAAGAAGAACUUAAGGGUACAUACAAACAUGGGCGGAAACCCUCACUGCCUAAGUUAAUAGUCAAAAUGCUGGCAAAGGAAUAUUUGUCAAUCAGUGCUCUCAUUGUGAUCUGCGAACUACUUGCACGACCACUCCAGGCGUUCUUUUUGGGAGAAUUUAUUUUGUGUUACUCCGACCCGAACCUAGAACGCAAGCCUUAUUUUUACGCGUGUGGUGUCAUCGUGUGUGUCUUUUGUAAUACGAUUUUUCUACAUCCCGCAGUUCUCGCGUCACACCACUUGGCAUUCAAGAUUCGAGUAAUCUGCGGCAGUCUUAUUUAUUCGAAGAUAUUAAGACUUAGCAAAGAGGCAUUAAAUCAAAGAACUCCAGGACAAAUAUUAAACUUAAUUUCGAAUGAUGUGAAUAUUUUUGAUAGAAUGGUAUUCACAUCGCAGUACUUAUGGGUUGGACCUCUGCAAACUUUCAUUAUUUUGGGAUUGAUGUAUAGAGAAGUUGGAGUUGCUUCGUUUUUUGGCUUAGCUCUACUACUCUUAUUUAUUCCGUUAUAUUUUGUAUUGGGACGAUUGGCCUCAAAAUUUCGAUUAAAAGCUUCCUUGAAGAGAGAUCAUCGUUUGCGUUUCAUGAACGAAAUAAUACAAGGAAUAAAUGUCAUAAAAAUGUACGCUUGGGAAAAAUCAUUUUCAAAAGUGAUCUUCAAAUUCAGAAAACUAGAAAUAAACUUUAUCAAAUUAGGACUUUAUGUUAAAAGCGUAGCGAUCACUUAUGACGUAUUUAUUUCAACCGCGCUGUUUCUCACAAUGCUAUCCGGUGUGCUUCUAGGCGAAAAACUAAACGCCUCCUCUGUAUUUAUUGUUACCACCUUAUUUUCGACCCUAGGUUUUACCUUAAAUUUUUUCUUCCCUCAAGGGAUGAUAUUUUUAAGCGAAAUCUUUGUUUCGCUAAACCGCAUAAAUGACUUCCUUUUGUGUGAUGAGGUAUUACCAGUAACGCGUAACGUUGGAGCCAAAGGUACUAUCGUGAUUCAACAAGCUACCUCCAGAUGGGAAAAAGAUUCCGACCGCAAUAUUUUGUCAGAUAUUGAUUUCGAGAUAGAAUGCGAAAGCCUAAACGCUGUAAUAGGUUCCGUUGCUAGUGGAAAAACGAGUUUGUUAAAUCUUAUUUUGGGCGAAAUACCAUUGGAAUCUGGAGCUAUAAGUAUAAAUGGUACUAUUAGCUACGCUUCGCAAGAUGCUUGGAUAUUUUCAUCAACAAUAAAGCAAAAUAUUCUGUUUGGUAGCAAAAUGGACGAAUCACGCUACGCCGAUGUUAUUAAAUGUUGCGCUUUGGAAAGAGACUUAUCACUCCUUCCGAAUGGCGACAAAACAAUAGUUGGAGAACGAGGAGCUUCAUUGAGUGGCGGACAAAAGGCCAGAAUUAAUUUGGCUCGCGCCAUAUACAGAGACGCCGACAUUUACUUGUUGGACGAUCCGCUUUCGGCAGUCGACACUCGAGUUGGUAAACACAUUUUUGAAUAUUGUAUUCGAAGGUUUCUAAAGGGCAAGACAAUUUUGCUAAUAACUCACCAGUUGCAAUAUCUAAAACAUGUCGACUCAAUCAUGGUAAUGGAAAACGGAACGAUUAUCACCAAAGGCUCGCAAAGUGACCUCGAAAAUUCAGGUUUUGAUUUCGUGAGGUUCUUACGAGAUAGUGAUCAAGUUGACGAUAUAACCGAAGAGCCUACUGUUCAAAAUUCAACCAGUUUCAAUCAAGCGAAAGCACCAAUCCAAGGGAAACCCACCGGAAUCCAAAUGAUCAGUUAUCACACCUACAAAGCCUAUUUCUACGCAUCGAAAAGUUGGACAAUACUAUUGAUGUGUUUUUCACUAUUUGUGUUGGUACAAUUGGCGAUGAGCAGCGCGUCUUACUUUCUGGCCUACUGGGUAAACAAGGAACACGCUGAUGGCUUUACGAGUAUAAUGCAAGAGCAGAGCAUUUACGUAUAUGUGUAUAGUACUAUUAUUCUUGCGUCCCUAAUCUUCACCACUUUAAGAUCUGUUUCUUUUGUUAAUCUAACAACAACAUCGGCAAGAAUUCUUCAUGAUAGAAUGUUUAGCAACGUCUUGCAUGCGACUAUCAACUUUUUUAAUUUAAAUUCAUCGGGUGCUAUUUUAAAUCGUUUUUCAAAGGACUUGGCGACAAUCGAUGAAAUGCUACCAAAUGCUGUUAUGAUUGCUGGGCGUACACUUUUAAGUAUAACCGGUGUCUUUUGCGUUAUCUGUAUAGUAAACCCCUGGUUUAUUAUCCCUACCUUGUUUGUUUUGAUUAUAUUAAAUUAUUUAAGAAGGUUCUAUUUAGCUACAGAUUUAAAUGUACUUAGGGUUGAAGGACAAGUUCGAGGGCCACUAUAUGGUUACGUCAAUGUGUCUUUACAAGGUUUAAGUACAAUUAGAGCAUUUAGUGUUCAAAAACUGUUAACAGAAGAAUUUUAUCGUCAUCAAGAUAUACAUAGCAGCGCCCUUGAUAUGGCUUCUACAGUAUCCAGAGCGUUCGCUUAUUGGAUGGAUUUGUUAAACGUCAUCUACAUCAUCGUUAUUACGCUAUUUUAUACAUUUAGUGCUGAUUCGUUUGGCGUUAAUAUUGGUCUUACAAUAUCACAAGCCUUACAGUUGAUGACUCAAUUGCCAUGGGGUGUAAGACAGUCUACAGAUGCAGAAAGCUUUAUGGUUUCUGUUGAACGAGUCGUUGAAUACGAUUCGAUUUCAAAAGAGCGAGAUGGCAAAGGUGCGACCAAAAAGCCUUCGAAUUCGUGGCCAGAUUUUGGCAAGAUAGAGUUUAAAAAUGUCUUUCUGCGGUACUCUGAUACAGCGCCCUAUGUUUUACAAGAUUUAAACUUUACUAUCCGUCCAAUGGAAAAAGUAGGCAUUGUGGGUAGAACGGGUGCGGGAAAAUCUUCAAUAAUUGCUGCGUUAUUUCAACUGGUAGACAACGAAGGGUUUAUUUUUAUUGACGGAGUUGAUGUCUGCAAAAUUGAUUUGCCUAUUUUGAGGAAAAGGAUGUCUAUAAUUCCUCAAGACCCAGUUCUCUUCACGGGUACUAUUAGAAGUAAUUUGGAUCCUUUCGAAGAAUACGGCGAUGAAGUGCUUUGGAAGGCGCUGGAGGAAGUAAGACUUAAAGACGUCGUAAACGGUUUACCUUCUGGUUUAAACUGUGAGAUCUCUCAAGACGGGUCGAACUUCAGUGUAGGUCAACGCCAGCUAAUUUGUUUAGCGCGAGCCAUCGUUCGAAGCAAUAAAAUUUUAAUUUUGGAUGAAGCAACGGCAAACGUAGAUCUUGACACCGACACGCUCAUUCAGGAAACCAUAAGGCACAAGUUUUCAAAUUGCACGGUACUCACUGUAGCUCACAGGCUGAAUACCAUAAUUGACUGUGAUAAAGUUCUGGUUAUGGAUAGAGGUUUGGCAGUUGAAUUUAAUCAUCCAUACCUGUUACUGCAAAACACGAACGGGUUUUUUUACAAUUUGGUUCAACAAACGGAGAAAGUGAUGGCCAACACGCUUAAUGACAUUGCUAGAAGGAGUUACCAAAAGGCACAGCAAGAAGAGUGACCGUAAGGGUUAAAGAAAUUUGUGUAUUGAUAAUAAAUGUACUUACAUACGUAAUAAAAUAGUGCUUUUCUCAA